AUGGAGUACAGAAAGUCUGAUGCAUACCUAAUGAAACUAAAAUACAUGAAGCUGAAAAAAUACUUGAAAGAAAUAGAUGAACGACAAAAAGGAGCUCUUCUGCGAAACCAGACCUGUUUAAAGGAAUUCAACCAAUUUGAAGCUCAUAUGAAAACUUCAAGUUCAGAGAUGAUUGAGAAGAUGGAAGCAUGGUAUGGAAGACAAAUUAAAAGUGUACUGUCACUUCAAGAGGGUAACUUGUCAGCAGAAGGUGACAAGGAAGAAGAAUACAACGAGCAGAUGCUGUGGAUUGCAAGACAGGCAGGAAUUGGCACUGGGGCAGCUGUGCCAAGAGGACUGUGUCGUCCGGCAGCAGUCCUUAUGGGUCGCCACACGUCAGCCGUCUCAGCUGCUGGAGGUUUGGGCACGCAGCAGACACCCCCCCAGCUCACAGAUUGCUGCCUGGCGCCCGACCCACCUUUGUGCUCGCCGUCACUUGAAGGACUCGGUCCAGAGAGCAGAAGUACCGGUUUAGAGAGUGAUGCAUCAGCGGAGGGAGCAGCGAGACACGGGGACUUCGCCGCUGGUGAGGAAGACUCCGAGCAGCUUACCUCGUCAGCAUCUGAUCCCAAACCAGCCACCCCCGAGGAGGAACGGCUGCGGGGAAGCGUCCCAGGACCAAAGCCUUGCCUGAGUAACUGGCAGACUUGUCAGGAGGCAAGCUGGGAGAGCAGUGUCGAGCUCCCAGUCCCCAUGAGUGCCAAGGAGGUGAUGUCAAGCACUCCUGGCCCGCUGCGGGGAGCAGCCUCACCCUCAGACGGCUGGGAGGAGGGCAGGGAUGCCCACCCUGUGGAUGGCUCCCCGCUGCAACCACCAAACCCUCCCAUGGCGCAGGAGGAGCCCUUGGUCAGCUCAGCACCAGACAGGCACGGUGGGAUGCUGGCAGGACUCUCCCGUGCACUGCAGCUGAUAGAAGACGUGGUGGUGAGGAUGAGCCCUGGCCACCGGGUGCUGUACCAGGGCAAGCACCUGUGGACAAUGAGGACAGCGGAGCUGCUCAGCUUUUGUAAUUGGGCCGGCAGUCUUAAAGAAGACGACCUUGAAGCAUGCGAAGCAGUUGUCCUUCAUCAGCUUCGGGCUUUAUCACAGAGUACGCUGAAUGGAUGCCUCCUACCUGAGAACACACUCGAUGCUGAAGGUAGAGCGGUGAAUGAAAAGCAAACCAGGCCAGACCAGCGGUGGGAUGUGGACAUGCUGCGGACUUGCUUGAGCAACCAUGCCUUGUUCUUGAGAAAGCACCAAGUUCAGGUCACAGAAGAAGUGGCAGAGAUGUUUGAAAGCCUGCUGGUUUCCAGCAAGAAGGUGCAGGACUGUCAGGCUCUACCAGUGUUGAGAGAGGUCCUUCCAGAAGAGUGUGGGGAUAGGUCAUCUAUUCAGAGUAAUGAAUCAUCUUACAGCUUGCCAUCGAUCCCAAACGACGGCGGGGAAAUAAAGCAGGCAAAACACGCUCCCUGGCUCGCUGGUGCAGGAGAACAAGAAGUCACAAGCUGGUGUGAAGAUGAGAGCAAGGAAGAAAGCGUGGUCGAAAAGAUUCCUAUUACAGGUUGGGAUAGUGGCGAUGGUAGUUCCAAAGCAAAAAUAAGUGCAAGCCAAGAAAUGCAUUCAGAAUCUAGUUCUUCAUCGAAUGAAAGAAGUCCUCCCUUCUCAAGGACUGAAACCAGGAAGGGAAUGGUAACUGCUAUAAAAUCCAAAGCUUUCUGGGGCGAAUCUGACGACAGCAGCUCCGAGAUUGAGGCUGCUUUGCGCCCACAAACUCACAGCACAGAAGCAGACGAAUUCGAUGACUUCUAUGAUUAA
Phaethon lepturus (White-tailed tropicbird) is the source of this 1836-nucleotide messenger RNA. It is a transcript of the gene KIZ, whose product is annotated as kizuna centrosomal protein. Gene Ontology annotation, biological process: spindle organization. The coding region runs from base 1 to 1836 and encodes 611 amino acids. The record is from RefSeq and is a predicted model, not a curated record. NCBI's taxonomy places the organism in Eukaryota, Metazoa, Chordata, Aves, Phaethontiformes, Phaethontidae. The transcript has 13 exons. Gene Ontology annotation, cellular component: centrosome.